Molecule: messenger RNA, 1151 nt
Organism: Drosophila subpulchrella
Lineage: Eukaryota; Metazoa; Arthropoda; Insecta; Diptera; Drosophilidae
Gene: PpD5
Product: serine/threonine-protein phosphatase alpha-2 isoform
Exons: 1
Coding region: 72-1121 (349 amino acids)
Cellular component (GO): cytoplasm; nucleus
Molecular function (GO): protein serine/threonine phosphatase activity
Source: RefSeq, a predicted model, not a curated record
GUUGCUAGAAAGACUUUUGUUUGAACGUAGUCGAACAUUUUAAAAAAUUUUACAAUUAUAGAGAAAUCCAGAUGUCCCGCCGUUCAAUGAGUGUGUUAAACAGCGGAAAGGAGUCUGCCAAGAGCAGCAUGGAAAAGGACGAGAAGAACCGACUGGCCCACCUGGACGCCAUCAUCAAUCAGCUGAAGACCCAGACCCUCGGGAACCGGAGGGCGGGUAACUUGACCGAGGCCACCCUGGCCUACAUAUGCAGUACGUGUCGGGAGUUGUUCCUCACCCAGCCGAUGCUCCUGGAACUCAGUGCUCCGGUGAAGAUCUGCGGGGAUCUGCACGGUCAGUUCAAGGACCUCCUGAGGAUCUUUCAGCAGUGCGGCAUACCGCCGGCUUCCAACUACCUGUUUCUCGGGGACUAUGUGGAUCGGGGUCUGCACUCGAUAGAAACCCUGGCCCUGCUGCUGACGUACAAGCUCCGCUAUCCGGAGACCUUCUUUUUGCUGCGCGGAAAUCACGAAUCGGCGGAUGUCAAUAGGGUCUAUGGGUUUUUCGACGAGUGCAAGCGAAGGUAUAGCAUUAAGUUGUGGAGGUGCUUUGUGGACUGCUAUGACUGCAUGCCAGUGGCUGCCAUUGUGGCGGAUAGGAUCUUCUGUGUUCAUGGAGGCCUAAGUCCAGAUCUUAAUAAUCUGGAUGAUAUACGGCGCCUCCAUAGACCCACCGAAGUGCCUAGUGAUGGUUUACUAUGCGAUCUCCUCUGGUCGGAUCCGGAUGAGACCACUGGCACCUGGGCGGCCAAUGAUCGUGGAGUAAGCUACACCUUUGGAGCUGGAAUAGUGGAGGGCUUCCUGCUGCAUCACAAGUUCAACCUGAUCGUUCGCGCCCACCAGGUGGUGGAGGAUGGCUACGAGUUCUUCGCCGACCGCCAGUUGGUCACCAUCUUCUCGGCCCCCAACUACUGCAACAUCUUCGACAACAGCGGAGCCGUCCUCGUGGUGGACAACAAUCUGGUUUGCCACUUCGUUAUCAUCCGGCCGAGACCUGGGCUCCGGCCCACGGGAUUCGAGUCGGACAGUGGAUCCAGUGGUCCCGUCGGACCUCCACCCUCGGCCAAGGAAAAGAGAGGUUAAAAUAAAAAAUUUAUAAAAAAUAUUAAUAAA